Messenger RNA from Lolium rigidum, 1219 nucleotides. RefSeq names its product arogenate dehydratase 2-like. The coding region runs from base 1 to 1188 and encodes 395 amino acids. The transcript is spliced from 11 exons. Gene Ontology annotation, molecular function: prephenate dehydratase activity; arogenate dehydratase activity. Gene Ontology annotation, biological process: L-phenylalanine biosynthetic process. The record is from RefSeq and is a predicted model, not a curated record. NCBI's taxonomy places the organism in Eukaryota, Viridiplantae, Streptophyta, Magnoliopsida, Poales, Poaceae. Gene Ontology annotation, cellular component: cytoplasm; chloroplast.
AUGGCCUCGAUGGCUAGCCCCCGCCUCCCCUUCCUGCCCGCCGCCCGAACCCACUCCACCGCCGCCGCCGCCGCUUCCUCCCCGUCACCUCGCCGCGCCCUCAAAUGCAGCAGCUCCACCAACGAUAACUCAGUCCACCUCUCCUCUACCUCGCGGCCCCGGGCGCCCGCGGCGGGCGGCGUAGGUUCCGCCGGCCUCAACGGCCUCCGCGCUCCGCCUGUGCCUGUCGCCGACUCCCCUCCGCCCGCGUACCGCGAUCCCCAAGGCCUGCAUCGGCCUCUCACGACUGCGGACCUGAUGGGGACGAACGGGGAGACGCUCAAGGUUGCCUACCAGGGAUUUCCUGGAGCGUACAGCGAGGCGGCGGCGAAGAAGGCAUAUCCCAAUUGCCAGACCGUGCCCUGCGAGCACUUCGACACUGCAUUCCAGGCUGUUGAAAACUGGAUAGUUGAUAGGGCAGUACUGCCACUCGAGAAUUCCCUGGGUGGUAGUAUACAUCGGAAUUAUGACCUUUUACUUCGGCAUGAUCUGAAAAUAGUUGGAGAGGUUCGUCUUGCAGUUCGGCAUUGCUUGUUAGCCAAUCAUGGCGUGGAUAUUGGGAACCUAAAGAGUGUCAUGAGUCAUCCCCAGGCUCUUGCGCAAUGUGAGAAUACACUGACAGAGUUAGGAAUUGAACAUAGACAAGCUGUCGAUGACACUGCUGGUGCAGCAAAGUUUGUCGCAGAAGAAAUGCUCCAAGAUACCGGUGCGGUUGCCAGUUCAUUAGCUGCUGAACUUUAUGGACUGGAUAUUCUUGCUGAAAAUAUUCAGGAUGAAAAGGUCAAUGUCACCCGUUUCAUGAUGCUUGCUCGAGAUCCUAUUAUACCACGGGUUGAUAAACCAUUCAAGACUAGCAUAGUGUUUUCACUUGAAGAAGGGCCUGGGCAGCUCUUCAAGGCCCUUGCAGUCUUUGCACUGAGAGAAAUCAACCUAACCAAGAUUGAAAGCCGUCCACACAAGAAAAGACCUUUACGUUUAGCUGAUGAUACCUUCUCCACACCUAUCAAGUACUUCGACUAUCUCUUUUAUGUUGACCUUGACGCAUCAACGGCUGAUCCAAGAACUCAGAACGCUAUUCGAAAUUUGGAGGAGUUUGCAACCUUCGUACGUGUCUUGGGGAGCUAUCCUACAGACGUGAGCGAAGCUUGAAUGGCAAGUGACUGCUGCUGAUACUAGCAGG